AGAAAGCAGCGACACAGAUGAAUGACGUGGCGCGUCACACCCCUGGACUGCAGCUGUAACUGCCAACCCCAGGCCCACACUGCUCACACCCACAUGCUCCUGAGAGCUCACAGCUGCAAUGUCACACGCAGAUGGGCCCCUGGCAGAAAGGCUCCUGUCCACUGAGAGGGCCCUCACGGUCCUGCAUGUGAGCCUGCAUCACCCCGCACAGGACCCGGACAUCUUUGCCAAUGUCCCAGCACGGUGGCAGCAUGACACCAGCCCGCUUCUGGUGGGGCGCAGCCUAGAUGCCCACCUCCGGCUACAGCUCCCCUGCCUCUCCCGCAGACACCUGUCGCUGGAGCCCUACCGGGAGAAGGGCAGCGCUCUGCUGACCUUCUGCCUGAAGGCCCUGAGCCGCAAGGGCUGUGUGUGGGUCAACGGACUGACUCUGAGGUUCCUGGAGCAGGUUCCCCUGAGCAUGGUCAACAGGGUCGCCUUCUCCGGCAUCCAGAUGGUGGUCCGCAUAGAGGGAGGCACCUCCCUGGAGGCUUUUGUCUGCUGCUUCCAUCUCAGCCCCUCGCCCCUGAUUCACAGGCCCCAGGCUGAGGAGACUGACGAAUGGGAGAGUACCUCCCAGGAGCAGCCUCCCCCAAGUUCAGGGCAUUGGGCUCCAGGUCACCUGGGGCUUCUCCAUGGCCCUUCCCUGCCAAGCCCUGGAGGAGGAGCAGAAACACAGCUCUAGAAGACCUCAGACAGUGCUAGCCCCACCGGCUGCCCAGAGCAAGCCUCACCCAUAAGAGGACUUGAACUCUUGGAGCGACCCCACGCGAGGUUAACAAGCAAGACCUGCUUGGUAAUAAUGAACUGAUCCUGCAAACACGAACAGCCUGGGGUGGGGGAGCGCCCUCCACGGUUACAGCUAUGCAAGGUAAUGGGAACUUCAUAUACUUUUAGAGGCCCUGAGAGGUUCUGAGAGCCUCUCUCCAGCCUUUCCCCACAUUUCCCUCCUCUUGUCUGCCUAGGAGUUACUUUAUGUUGCUAAUUUCGCGUGCUGCUUAAGAGCUGGAGUUUGAGGUUUGCACCAGGAAUGCGUGGACACAUGUAACAAUUACGUUUGUGGUAGCUCGGGGUUACCCUGGCCUUUCAAAUACCCACAGGCACUCCGGGCUUAGGGAAGCCUGUAUUUAAUAAACUGCAAGUAUUUCAUUAAGCUGGCAUACCCAAUAGGAUUCCCCGAUCCCCAGACGGGCUGCAUGCGUACCACGUUGUCACACAGAGGCGGGGGUGGGGAAAUAGAGAAGAGGUGUAAGAGGAAAUUGGAAAGGUGGGGGCUCACAUUUCUGGAAAGGAUGUGGGCAGAGCUCAGGGUUUCCUGGGGCUGGGGAGCUGGGGGCUGGGCCUGCCUGGAAAUCCAUUGACCCGGUCAUCCUUGAGUUCCCUCACUAUCAUUUCUGGAUCAAAGCCUUGGCUGAUCAGAGGGCCAGGUCUUCAGGGAAAGGUAGCUGCCCAGAGCAAUGGGCUCUUUCAGGACUAAUUCUAUGAGAGGGUGAGGAGGGAGGUUGUGGUAGAAUUUAGCUCAGCCGUUAUUUUACUCAAAGUGGGUCAUAGACCAAUGGGGGUGGGGUAGUCCUCCAAAACUAAGGGACAACUAGUGAGUCCUGUGGGCCAAGGAUGGGACAGCUUUCUCAGUGAACAGGGGAGCUGAGCACAGCCCCCACUCUCCAUGUCAUCCUAGUGGCAGUGGGGGUUGGAAGUGUCGUUUAGAAACAGCGUUCACCUGUGUAAAGAAGGGAGGGGCCUACAAACUCAGGUGGUCGUCAUCAUCCUAGAGCCUGCUCCAGGAUAUGAGGCCAUGGUGUUGCCAACCAGCCGGCUCACAGCCUCAGGCCUCUUACCACGUCCAACAAGGCUUUCGACACUCUCUACUUCCCACCCGAGAAGAAAAACCCUUUUGCACCCCAGGCAGGCUACAACGAGAUUCAGCUGCACUGCCAAUUCUUCCCGGGGAAGAUAGUGCGCAGAACCCAGGCCUGUUCUGGCUGGGGAAACUUCCCUUCUAAUAGGGAAUAAGGCAAGGACACUGAGAUUAUAGCCACAAGGCACAGGAGGGCAAGGGCUGCAAAGAGAGGGGGCUGUCCAAUACAAUGAAUGGCCCCUCGGGGCCCCCAAGCAGUCCUUCACUCAGUCAUUCAACAAACUUUCACCAGAUGUGAGGCAAAGCCCCAGGAACCCACAGUGAACUAGGCAGGCAAAGUCCCUGCCCUCAGAGAACUUAUGUGGGCUCAUGAAAGACACCUGUGGAGGAGUUAAUCACUUCAUUAUUUGAUCACCACUGUUACUGGUGCCGUAAAUGUGUUUUCUGUCUUCCAGCUGGGGUUAGCAUUCGCUGUACCAUUAAGUGGCCAUGUCUGCUGAGUGCAUACUGUGUGCGCAGUGCUUUGCCAGGUGCCGUGUGCCUUGCUCAGCUGAAUCCUCAAAACACCCGGAUAGAUCAUGGUAUUAGCACAUUGUAUCGACGAGGAAAUCAAGACUUAGAAAGGGUAUCUUGCCCAAAAUCAUGUCACUCACUAGCUGUGUGAUCUUGGGCAAGUGACUUAGCCUUCUCUUGUCUCCAUUUGUCCCGCUGAAAAGUGGGUAAGAUAAUAGUACCCAUCCACCAGGGAUGUUAUACGGUCUUAGGAGGGGGCACGUGUAAAUCUUGUAGGGAAACAUCUGUCACACAGUAGGCACUCAGUACGUGUUAGAUACCUACCAUGGUGAGACCUAAGAGAGGGAACAUAAUAGGUCUAUAUCCAAGGGCUCACCUGGGAUGCAUAUAUAGAGCUAGAGGAGGU
Zalophus californianus (California sea lion) is the source of this 2816-nucleotide messenger RNA. RefSeq names its product TIFA inhibitor (gene TIFAB). The coding region runs from base 119 to 724 and encodes 201 amino acids. Gene Ontology annotation, molecular function: protein binding. Gene Ontology annotation, biological process: canonical NF-kappaB signal transduction. The transcript has 2 exons. The record is from RefSeq and is a predicted model, not a curated record. Lineage: Eukaryota; Metazoa; Chordata; Mammalia; Carnivora; Otariidae.